UGUUUCGACGUUCGAGGUAACCAACCGCAGAGGAAAACAUGAGGGAGACCAUAGUCCUCUAUCCGUCGCCAUUGAGGGGUCACAUUGUCUCCAUGCUCGAGCUCGGACGGCUCAUUCACAAGCAUCACCCUCGCUUCUCCGUCCUUAUCAUCCUCUCCUCUGCCUCGACCGCUGUCCCCGUCGCCUACGACUCCUCUUCCGUCACCGUCCUCCGCCUUCCGUCCGCCGCCGUCGACGCCGACGCCGAUGCCGCCGCCGAGCAUGACCAAACGCCCUUUGAUCUCGCCCGCCGCGACGCCUCCAACCUCCGCCUUGCCCUCGCCGACAUCGCCGCCACUGCAGACCUCCGAGCCCUCGUCAUCGACGUCUUCUCGGAUGCCGCCUUCCCUGUGGCGGCCGCCCUCGGCGUCCCGACCUACUACUUCUUCACCUCGGGUGCCGUUGCCCUCUCCCUCUUUCUCCAUUUUCCGACCCUCCAUGGGAGCCCCACCAAGAGCUUCAAGGACCUUGGAGACGAGACCGUGAACAUUCCUGGGUUGCCUCCAAUCAAGGCCUUGGACCUUCCAGGCAGCAUGCUCGACCGAGGCUGGAGAAUCUACGGCUACUUCUUGGAUGCUUGCAGGAACAUGAUCUCGUCAUCCGGCAUCAUUGUGAACACGUCUGAGUCACUUGAGACUCGGAUCCUCAGUGCCAUCAGAGAAGGAUCGUGCGUGCCGGAUGGGCCGACUCCGCCUAUUUUUGCCGUCGGACCUUUGGUUGAGUCAAAGGGGGACGGCGACGAGGACAGCGGUGACGAGAGAGAAAGAAAGCACGAGUGCUUGAGUUGGCUCGACUCGCAACCGAGCCGAAGCGUUGUGUUCUUGUGUUUCGGCAGCCGGGGAAGGUUCUCCGCCGUGCAGCUGAAGGAGAUGGCCUUAGGUUUGGAGAGGAGCGGGGCGAGAUUCUUGUGGGUCGUGCGGCCUCCGCCGCAGGAUGUGUCCGCAAAAUCAACAUCGGGGUCAAAUGACGACGACGCGAGCUUAGAGAGGUACUUGCCGGAGGGAUUUUUGGAGAGGACAAGAGAGAGGGGGAUGGUGGUGAAGUCAUGGGCACCGCAGAUACAGGUGCUGAAUCACGGCUCGGUGGGCGGGUUCGUCACUCAUUGCGGCUGGAACUCGACCAUCGAAGCGGUGCACGCUGGGGUGCCGAUGGUGGCCUGGCCUCUCUACGCGGAGCAGAAGGUGAACAGGGCGUUUCUCGUGGGGGAGGCCGCCCUGGCGCUCCCUCUGAGCAUGUCGGAUGAGGACGGGUUCGUGAGUGCGGACGAGUUAGCCAAGCGGGUCACCGACUUGAUGAUGGGCUCUGGACAAGGAAAAGUGGUCAGAGAGCGGGUCUUGGCCGCGAGAGACGGCGUGCUGGAGGCCUUGAGCGACGGCGGAUCCUCUCAGGUUUCAUUGGGCGCGGUGGCAGCACUAUGGAAACGAGGCUGAAAAACAAGUCCACUCACUGUC
Messenger RNA from Syzygium oleosum, 1490 nucleotides. RefSeq names its product anthocyanidin 5,3-O-glucosyltransferase-like. The transcript is spliced from 2 exons. Bases 39 to 1469 code for a protein of 476 amino acids. NCBI's taxonomy places the organism in Eukaryota, Viridiplantae, Streptophyta, Magnoliopsida, Myrtales, Myrtaceae. Gene Ontology annotation, molecular function: UDP-glycosyltransferase activity. The record is from RefSeq and is a predicted model, not a curated record.